CGGCGAUGACGUCGUGGAGUUCACAGACAGAACUCCAAGAGCCGGGAGCCCUGGAGGGAGUGUGCUGCCUCGCUCCGCUUUGUUAAGUGUCCGCCUGCUCACCUGGCGGUGGGUGCGUCCCGGCCUCUACUGCCCGGGGCGGGUGUCCCCCUCGCCGCCGCCGCCAUGGUGUCCCCGGUCACUGUGGUGAAAAGCGAGGGACCCAAACUGGUACCCUUCUUCAAGGCCACCUGCGUGUAUUUCGUGCUCUGGCUGCCCUCCUCUAGCCCAUCCUGGGUCAGUGCCCUCAUCAAGUGCCUGCCUGUCUUCUGCCUGUGGCUCUUCCUGCUGGCACACGGCCUCGGAUUCCUGCAGACCCACCCCAGCGCUACACGCAUCUUUGCGGGACUCAUCUUCUCUGCUGUAGGGGAUGCCUUCCUCAUCUGGCAGGACCAGGGCUACUUUGUGCAUGGUAUGCUGAUGUUUGCUGUGACCCAUAUGCUCUACGCCUCGGCCUUUGGCAUGCGGCCACUGGCUCUCCGGACUGGCCUGGUGAUGGGAGUGCUGUCCGGCCUGUGCUAUGCCCUGCUCUACCCCGGCCUCUCAGGUGCCUUCACCUACCUGGUGGGGGUCUAUGUGGCCCUCAUCAGCUUCAUGGGCUGGCGAGCUAUGGCAGGGCUGCGGCUGGUCGGGGCAGCCUGGCGCUGGACGGAGCUGGCAGCUGGCAGUGGUGCGCUGCUCUUUAUGAUCUCAGACCUGACCAUCGGGCUCAACAAGUUCCGCUUUCCUGUGCCCUACUCUCGGGCACUCAUCAUGUCCACCUACUACGCUGCCCAGAUGCUCAUCGCCCUGUCUGCUGUUGAAAGCCGGGAGCCAGUGGCGGACGAUAGACUGAGAAAGGCUGACUGAGAGGCCAGCCUCUGUGCAGCCCUCCUUCCUGGGGUUGGAGUCGAGACCCUGGGAACCUACGGAAACAGGAUGGCUACAGGGAAGCCUGGGGCAGCAGAGCAGCCUGGGGCAGCAGGUACUGCCUGUGGGAAUUGAUGAGUUUGAGGGGGUUAGCAGAAGGAUCUCCCUAGCAAAGCUGGUGGUCCAGGACAACACUGUGAGCUCAGGGAGCCAGCUGCUUGCCCCUUGCUGGCGGCAAAGAUAGACCUGGCCCACCUCUACCCCAUCAGGACGGUGAGACCCCCCAGCCCACCCCAAGAUUAUGGUGCUUACCUUCUUGACCCCAUUCCCUACUAGGUGGAAGAGUCCGACUGCAUCUCUUAUGCCUAGGACCAAGGCAGCCCUGGGCUUAUCCACUCUCACCCUUUUUGAUCUGCAUACUGUUGCAGGAAAGGGGAAAAAUCUCUGCCGAGAGGACCCAGGGCUAAGGCUUGAAGGACUUUUCACUGGCUCUUAGUUGGGAAGAUUGGAUGAGGGUGGAGUCUCCUUUCCCUUGUCUAUCCGUAGUACUUGAACAAUCUUUAAGUGGUGAGUGCGAAAGGGAAGGAAGGGGUGUCUGUCCAGGUGGCAUGAGGGAACUUCCUUGGUUGGAGAACUUAUGUGUACCAAGGAUUCACUUGGCCCUGGGUCUCUCACAGGCUAACCGAGUUCAGGCCCAGACAACCACCCUUAGGCCCUGUUUCUAGAGCUAGGGUGAACCAUGCCAAAGGAAGGGGCCAGGCUGUGUGCGUGCGUGUGUGCAUGCGUGGGUGUGUGGUCUCUCUCCUGGCCUGUGUGUUUCUCUGCCAUAUGUCUCUGUCCUGCUGUCUGUAAAUGUCUCAUAGGGAGAGGGCCUCAGGGAGCUCCUGAGGGGUGUGGACCCCUCACCUUGCACGCCCAUCCUCCGUGCUUUCCUCCCUGCCCCUCCUGCACUGGGAACAAGAGGAGGGGCCUUCAAAUGACACUCUGGGGUCUUACAACCCAAAGCACAUUCAAUGCAAGGGGAGCAAGGAUGGCACAAUCCGUCCUUUACUGCCCAUGUGAAAUAAAAAAAAAAACCCAAGG
Messenger RNA from Chinchilla lanigera (long-tailed chinchilla), 1971 nucleotides. It is a transcript of the gene Tmem86a, whose product is annotated as transmembrane protein 86A. The coding region runs from base 166 to 888 and encodes 240 amino acids. The transcript has 3 exons. NCBI's taxonomy places the organism in Eukaryota, Metazoa, Chordata, Mammalia, Rodentia, Chinchillidae. Gene Ontology annotation, cellular component: membrane. The record is from RefSeq and is a predicted model, not a curated record.